UUGACAAAACUUGCUCAAACUGUGUAGAUACAGUAUUAACUAUUUAUUGUAGUUAAGGAAAAUAAAUGUAUAUCCCUCUCUAUAAUGAGACUAAAAGACGAUAUUUCUGUCGACUUUCAGUCACGAAGCUGUGCGUCGUCACCGUGUCGCUGCCGCUGUUCGCGUUCAUAACUUGCGUUUUGAUGACUAUGUACAAAGAUUUUCAAAAUGCGAAUAAAACACACUGUGAUGUGCCGAAUGUGUUCCCGUCUAUAUCAGCGUCCAUAGGGAACUAUGAGCCUCAAAGUUCGAUAUGGAGAUCGGCUGUUUACGCUCACGCGCCUAUGCGCUUUUUCAUAAUUUACCUGAGAUGGGAGUAUUACAGGAACGUUAUAAGCGAUAAGCUAGAAAUAAUUAUCAAAUUAGCAGUAUUGUUAAACAUUAUAGAAAAUUUAUCUUUAUUAGGACUUACACAUUGGACUUCAUCCCUGCAUUAUCCAUAUCAUGAAUUUUGCUUCAAAAUGUUCAUUGGGACAUCAGUGUUCUACAUGUUGUUCACGUGCAUGAUGCUCACCAAGUACCGACGGAAAGCCACCGUGUCCAGCUCCGAGAUGCAGUCCGUCAAGCUCAAGUGGAGAGCUUUUGUGGUCAACAUCGGCUCUUUCGCCUUCGCUGCAUACUUCUUCCUGAGGCAUAACAGAUUGUGUGAACCUUAUGUGUAUUCGCUGUUUGGGUUCUCGGAGUACAUCGUAGUGAUCAGCAACAUAAUGUUCCACCUGACAACGGUGUACGACCUCCGAAGGCAGUUCCUGUGCGUAUCCCUUAGAGGAAUCCAUUUGGAAUAAGAGUAUUACAA
This is a messenger RNA of Cydia amplana, 835 nucleotides long. It is a transcript of the gene PGAP2, whose product is annotated as post-GPI attachment to proteins factor 2. The record is from RefSeq and is a predicted model, not a curated record. The transcript is spliced from 3 exons. The coding region runs from base 66 to 824 and encodes 252 amino acids. Gene Ontology annotation, cellular component: endoplasmic reticulum membrane; Golgi membrane. Gene Ontology annotation, biological process: GPI anchor biosynthetic process. NCBI's taxonomy places the organism in Eukaryota, Metazoa, Arthropoda, Insecta, Lepidoptera, Tortricidae.